CUGAAAGCUCUAAAGAAUCUAUUGUCAAUAUGGAAGGAGAAGAGUGGGAACGAGAAGAAAUAAAAGAACUAUAUGUGACCAUUAGUCCAAAAGGUGAUUUUGUAGUCGAAUUGGUAUUAUUGAAAAACGGAUCAAACGAAUCGAAAUUCGAAUCAAAAUUCAAACUUCGCAUGUUUAAUGUUUGUAAGAAGUUGAAUGAAAACGACCACUCGGAUCUGGAAUAUAAUGAUGAGUUAUCGAACACAAAGCUUUCUUAUAUCACAUCCAAAACAUUAAAAUUUGCGAAAGAGCAAUCUGAGCUGAUCACAUUAUUAGCAAUAUCUUGUAUAAUCUUUCAUGAUAUGACACGUAAUAAACAUAUUGAAGGCACUAAAAUACCUGGAUUUACUAUCAUUUUCUCUAUUAACAAAGAUUUUUCAAUUGAAAAAGAAAUGUCGAUAAAUGAUUAUGGUGGAAUAAUCAAAUUGUUUUCAAAAAACGAAGAUAACGAAAAGAAAGAUAAAGAUGACCAAAAUACGGAUAGAAUAAUGAAGGUGACCAAAGUAUAA
Dentiscutata erythropus is the source of this 548-nucleotide messenger RNA. NCBI's taxonomy places the organism in Eukaryota, Fungi, Glomeromycota, Glomeromycetes, Diversisporales, Gigasporaceae. The record is from the annotation of a GenBank genome assembly.